AUGAGAAACUGUGAGUACCAGCAAAUCGACCCGCUGGCGCUGUCGGUGGCGCCCGCUUCGGUUCAGAACCAAACCGAAAAGAAGAAAGUGGAGAGGCAGCGGAAAAAAUGGGAAGUGUUCCCGGGGAAGAACCGAUUUUUCUGCGACGGACGGGUCAUCGUGGCUAGACAGAGCGGCGUCCUCCCUCUCACACUGGGACUUAUUGUUGUCACCUGUGGCCUUUUCUUUGCAUUCGAUUGCCCAUUUCUGGUGGCGCAUCUGACAGUUUUCAUCCCUGUGAUUGGCGGAGUGCUUUUUGUAUUUGUGGUCCUCUCCUUGCUGAGAACCAGCUUUACAGACCCAGGCAUCCUACCCAGGGCAACCUCAGAUGAGGCUGCGGACAUAGAAAAGCAGAUAGAUACCUCAGGAUCCUCGUCCUAUCGCCCCCCUCCAAGAACCAAGGAGAUCCUCAUCAACCAGCAGGUGGUCAAGCUCAAGUACUGCUUUACUUGUAAAAUGUUUCGCCCUCCCCGGACGUCACACUGCAGCCUUUGUGACAACUGUGUGGAGAGAUUUGAUCAUCACUGCCCAUGGGUAGGGAACUGUGUGGGCAAGCGCAAUUACCGAUUUUUCUACAGUUUCAUCAUCUCCCUGUCUUUUCUGACGUCAUUUAUAUUUGGCUGCGUCAUAGCGCAUAUCACCUUGCGUUCUCAAUCGGGUAAAAACCUCAUCCAAGCAAUCCAGGAGAGCCCUGCCAGUGUGGUGGAGUUGGUUAUUUGUUUCUUCUCCAUCUGGUCCAUUCUGGGCCUCUCAGGAUUCCAUACCUACCUAGUAGCCUCCAACCUUACGACAAACGAAGAUAUCAAGGGCUCCUGGUCAAGUAAAAGGGGUGCAGAGGAGUCUGGGAAUCCAUACACCUACAAUAGCAUCCUUGCCAACUGCUGUGUGACAUUAUGUGGGCCCAUGCCUCCUAGCCUGAUUGACAGGAGAGGCUUCGUGCCGUCUGAGGAGUCCAUCCCUUCAGCGUCAGAGAUCGAACUGCCUUCCUUCGCAGCCAAGAAUGAUGCAAACAUGGAGGAAACCUGUCAGGAUUUUUCUUUGUCCUGCACAGCCUGA
This is a messenger RNA of Nerophis lumbriciformis (worm pipefish), 1095 nucleotides long. NCBI's taxonomy places the organism in Eukaryota, Metazoa, Chordata, Actinopteri, Syngnathiformes, Syngnathidae. The record is from RefSeq and is a predicted model, not a curated record.